Molecule: messenger RNA, 999 nt
Organism: Caenorhabditis briggsae
Lineage: Eukaryota; Metazoa; Nematoda; Chromadorea; Rhabditida; Rhabditidae
Exons: 5
Coding region: 1-999 (332 amino acids)
Source: RefSeq, a predicted model, not a curated record
AUGUUAGACGACUGGAUCUAUUUCCUUCUCCCUCGUAUUUUUUGUGGCUUGGCCUUCACUGUGAACCCCAUUUUUGUCUACCUGAUUUUCACCGAGAAUCAAGCAAAGUUUGGGAACUACCGGUUCCUUCUACUCUUCUUUGCAAUGUUCAAUUUGAUAUAUUCGGUGGUUAAUUUGAUUGUUCCCUUAGACAUUCACAGCUACCGUUACUGUUUCUUCCUGAUCACCAGAAAUGGAUGGUUCGUGCAAUACUCUGAGUUCAAUUUCCACAUGAUGACUGCCCGUUGCUCCUUGGUCGCCGCCAGCUACGCCAUUCUUCUCAUUCACUUCAUUUACCGAUACCUAGCCAUCCAUAAUUCCAGUCUCACCCGCGAAAAAUUUUAUUGGUACAUGCUAUUCUCCAUCUUUGUUUGUGCUUUGUACUUUGGAGUUUGGUAUGCCAUUUGCUACUUUCCGGGACAGGCCAAUAUGGAGAUCCGAGAAUACAUUCGUGAGGAAUUUCGAAAGAUCUACGGAAACGACUCGAUGGACUUUAACAUUCUGGGUGCUCUUUUCAAUGAGGGGUCCGAUGAAACUAGAUUCAGAUCUUGGUUGGCUGUCUUGCUUUGGACUGGCGUCUCUACCGUAUCCAUCAUAAUGUUUUUCGCAUUGGCGAUUACUAUAGUGACACAUUUGAAGAAUAUGACGAGAAGCGCAAGCAAAAAGACUUCCAAGUUCCAAGUCGACCUGCUUCGAGCUCUUGUUGUCCAAACGAUUAUCCCCAUUGUUAUUAGCUUCUCUCCGUGUCUUCUCUGCUGGUAUAGUCCGAUGUUUGGAAUUCAGUUGCCUAGGAGUUUCAACUACUUCGAAGCCAGCGCUUUGGGAGUCUUUGCUUUUGUGGAUCCGGUGGCUAUCACUUUGAGCCUUCCGAUUUUUCGUAAACGAAUCUUCUUAGUCUGUCGUCAUCCAACUACGAUGUUUACGGCGGGAAAGUCCAGUACGGACCAUGCCACUCAUUGA